Molecule: messenger RNA, 1368 nt
Organism: Prorocentrum cordatum
Lineage: Eukaryota; Dinophyceae; Prorocentrales; Prorocentraceae
Source: the annotation of a GenBank genome assembly
AUGAACUCUACUCGUACUUCCACCAUGUUGGCGCUCCAGUGUUUAGUCAUGCUCGCUUCUUGGACCGCCAGCCGUGCCGUGGCACCCCCCAAGACAGGCGCCACGGACAGCGUGACGAACGGCUCAUCUGAAUUGCUCACCGUGCCACUGAGGAAGCAGUACGUGCCCAUAGAGAAGAACGGGGCUGUCAUAGCCUACAAGACGUCGUACUUCGGCAACAUAUCUGUCGGCAUGCCAGAGCCCCAGGAGUUCACCGUGGUGUUCGACACUGGCUCCGCGCACCUCGUGCUUCCCUGCACCGGCUGUGAGAGCGAGACGUGCGCCAAGCACAGGCUGUACAACCGCUCCUUGUCUGGGACGAGCGUGGACAUCGAACACGAUGGCAAGUUGGUCCCAGCAGGCGUUGACAAGAGCCAGCGCGAACAGCUCUCCAUCACGUUCGGGACGGGCAAGGUCGUCGGUGAGUUCGCGGAGGACAAGGUGUGCCUGGGGCCGCGGGCGGAGGACUGCAGCACCAUGCGGGUGGUGCUCGCGAACGACAUGUCCGCGGAGCCCUUCGGGCUGUUCGCCUUCGACGGCGUGCUCGGGCUCGGCCUCGACGCGCUGGCGCUGAACCCCGAGUUCAGCUUUUUCGGGAGGAUGACGCGGCAGCAGCCCGCCAUGCUGCCCCAGUUCUCAGUCUUUCUCGCGCGGAACGACGAGAGCCUCAGCACCAUCUCCUUCGGCGGCCACCAGCCGGAGCGGGCCGCCUCGGCGCUGCGCUGGGCGCCGGUGGCCAUGCCGGAGCUGGGCUACUGGCAGGUGGAGAUCAAGUCGGUCCGGAUCGGGGGCGAGGUCCGGCCACGCGUGAGCGGGCCGGUGCCGCGCCAUCCUGGAUACCGGCACCUCGCUGCUGGGAGUGCCGCGCCAGGUCUCCCGGCCGAUGCAGCGCCUGCUCGCCCGCACGCCGCCGCAGGACGCCGACGUGGAGGACAUGGACUGCCGCGACGUGCAGGGGAACGACAUCGAGUUCGACUUGGGCGAUCAGGUCGUCAGGGUCGGGGCGGAGGACUACUCGCGCCCCAGGCCCUUCAACAUCACCGCGGACACGCCCGAGGGCUGGCAGCUGUCGUGCCGGUCCCUGCUCCUGCCCCUGGACAUCGAGGCCCCGCUGGGCCCCCUGGUCUUCAUCUGGGGCGAGCCGGUGCUCCGGAAGUACCUGACCAUCUACGACUGGAGCGCCAAGCAGAUCGGCUUCGCCGACGCGGGCGCGCCGGCGGGGCCGGCGGAGCUCGACGCCGUCGGGCGACCGCCUGCUGGCUCCUUGGCCGCUGGGGCGCCGCUGCUGUCCAGGCCUCUGGCGCGGACGGCUGCCGCGGAGGAGGCUGA